Messenger RNA from Paraglomus occultum, 517 nucleotides. The record is from the annotation of a GenBank genome assembly. Lineage: Eukaryota; Fungi; Glomeromycota; Glomeromycetes; Paraglomerales; Paraglomeraceae.
CUUCAAGUCCGAGUGGAAGAAACUGUCUGAUCAGCCGAUAAAUCAUACUUAUAUGACAGAUUUGGAACGAUGGAUAUGCGGAUGUCCAUAUUAUCUAACCAGUCGAUUCAAUAUUUGUAAACAUUUGAUUCAUCAAAAAGGAAGGGUUCCGCCAGAAUUCUUCAAUCAGGUUAAGAGAAAUUGGCAACCUCCUUUUUUGAUGGAAACUGAUACAAAUAUUGACAUCAUACCAAAUAUUGGACAAUUGGCUGACGCAAAUAACAUCACGUCGAAUGUUGAUGAUGUUGAAGAUAAUAACAUAGAUGCUUCAUUUGAUGAAUUAAUCAAUGUAACUCGAAAGGCGCUUGAUCUUUUGGAAGAACAAAAGUCAAAAGGGAGUACAAGAUGGUGCAAAGGCGUGAAGAGAUAUUUUGAACCCGUAUCUAGACUAGUAACAGACGUUGAACAAUAUCGGAGAAAAAGAACGAUGCCACUAACGUGGAAAGGUCAUAAUGAUAGCACUAGAUACUUAGAAUAA